Molecule: messenger RNA, 738 nt
Organism: Rotaria socialis
Lineage: Eukaryota; Metazoa; Rotifera; Eurotatoria; Philodinida; Philodinidae
Source: the annotation of a GenBank genome assembly
AUGAAUAACGAAACAGCUGAAGCAGUGCAGGCUGCUCUUGCUGAACAAGCGAAUCCAAAAGAUAUUUCUACUUUUCAACGUUUUUUCAAGAUGGGCAAAGGUGAAUACGCUGAAGGUGAUAUAUUUAUUGGUGUUCGUGUACCUGCUAAUCGGAUUGUAGCUAAACGAUUUUCUGCUCUUCCACUUCUCGAAAUCGAUCGUCUAUUGAACAGUUCCAUCCAUGAACAUCGCCAAGCUGCCCUAUUUAUUCUAGUCUAUCGUUUCCUGGCUGCCAGUAAAAUAUCGUCUCGUGACGAUAAUCUUCGAACUGAACUCUCGACCUUCUAUAUCAAUGCACUUAAACGUGGUCGAGUGAACAAUUGGGAUUUGGUCGAUUUAUCAGCUGAACAUUUACUAGGUACCUAUCUUGAAGAUCGACCACGCCAGUUGCUUUUCGAUUUAGCUUCAAGUACUCAAUUAUGGGAAAGACGAGCCGCUAUCGUGGCUACAUUUGCUUUUAUAAAACGAAAAGAUGGAUCAACGACAUUUGAACUCGCAAAGAAACUUUUGGAUGAUCCAGAACCUCUAAUACAUAAAGCCACUGGAUGGAUGCUACGUGAAACAGGCAAAAAAAUCAGUCAAAAAGUACUCACUUCUUUUCUAGACCAAUAUGCUGCUCAAAUGCCACGCAUUAUGCUUAGCUAUGCAGUUGAACAUCUAUCAGUGAAACAACGAACACAUUAUCGUAGUCUUAGAUAA